AUGGAGAACGAUCAAAUAUUUGGUAUAUUGUUUAAUCCAAUGGAGAUGUCCCAUACGACUUCAUUCCAUGAACUACCGUUAUUUCAAGAAGUGGAAGAAAACAUAAGGAAGGGCAGUAAUAGUAAUAGUAAUAAUGGGAGAAGUAUACGACCUAUUAUUGGAUGGCAGGAUCAGAAGAGUGGGAAGAAUAAGAAGAGGUUUCGUCGGGGAGAGGAUAAUUUUUAUUAUCCUAGUUUGGAUUCGUAUAAUGUUUUCAAUGUGAAGCCAUAUUAUUGUCGAGGUGGUCAAAUGGACCCGUUCCGUAUGCGAUUAGAUCAACAGAGACAUGCGUUUAAGGGUAUUAGACAUUUGGGUGAGAAUUUCUUUCGACCCAUUGGUGUUUAUAAGACUGUGAAUGAGAUGAAGUUGGAUCAAGAGAGGAAAAGUGCAAGUUCUCAUCAUGAUACGAAUAAUAUUAGUUCGACGAGUGUAACGAACCCGUUAGUGGCGUUGAGUAUUAUGAGUGCUGGCACGGGGAAUGGUGCGACGCAGGAUACGGGUUCGUAUGAUAUUAAUAUUGAGAACGAGAACGAGAACGAGAAUGAGAACGAAAAUGGAGGAUCUGUGAGUGAGAAUAUGCUUAUACUUGAUGGUAUUGUCGAGGGCAAUGAAGAAAGUGAAGAAGAAGAAGAACAAGAGGAGGAUUACGAUGAAGAUGCGGAAGAUUGUAUCGUGGUUGAUCCUAUGGGACGUCUCGAUACGGGAGAGUAG
Molecule: messenger RNA, 750 nt
Organism: Naumovozyma castellii
Lineage: Eukaryota; Fungi; Ascomycota; Saccharomycetes; Saccharomycetales; Saccharomycetaceae
Gene: MND2
Product: Mnd2p
Exons: 1
Coding region: 1-750 (249 amino acids)
Source: RefSeq, a predicted model, not a curated record